GAAGACGAAGCUCGGCGGCAGGAGAACAUCUGCACAACAUCACAAUCACGGAACUCCACUUUUCAAGAAGACGUUGGAUGAAACCAAGACACAUCAGCUGAGAUCAGACCAUCUGCUGCGUGUUGAUGACCAUGACUUCACUAUGAGACCAGCAUUUGCAGGUCCAGCAGUGCCGGUGGGUGUGGAUGUACAGGUAGAGAGCUUGGACAGCAUCUCAGAAGUAGAUAUGGACUUCACCAUGACCCUCUACCUGAGACACUACUGGAAGGACGAGCGACUAUCUUUUCCCAGUAAAACCAAUAAAAGCAUGACCUUUGAUGGUCGAUUGGUGAAAAAAAUCUGGGUUCCUGACGUGUUCUUUGUCCAUUCCAAACGAUCCUUCAUCCACGACACCACAACGGAGAACAUCAUGAUCAGGGUCUACCCCGAUGGACACGUGCUCUACAGCCUCAGGGUGACUGUAACUUCAGCGUGUAAUAUGGACUUCAGCCGGUUCCCGCUGGACACGCAGACCUGCACGUUAGAGCUGGAGAGCUAUGCUUACACUGAUGAAGACCUGAUGCUCUACUGGAAGAGUGGAGAUGAAUCUCUGAGCACGGAUGACAAGAUCUCUUUGUCUCAGUUCCUCAUUCAGAAGUUCCACACCACCUCCAGACUGGCCUUCUACAGCAGCACAGGUUGGUACAAUCGUCUGUACAUCAACUUCACUCUGCGUCGUCAUAUCUUCUUCUUCCUGCUUCAGACGUACUUUCCCGCCACUCUGAUGGUCAUGCUGUCAUGGGUGUCCUUCUGGAUCGACCGACGAGCCGUUCCUGCCAGAGUCUCGUUAGGCAUUACGACGGUGCUCACCAUGUCCACCAUCAUCACUGGAGUGAACGCCUCCAUGCCCAGAGUCUCCUACAUAAAAGCCGUGGACAUUUACCUGUGGGUCAGCUUCGUCUUCGUCUUUUUAUCGGUACUUGAGUAUGCUGCCGUAAACUACUUGACCACAGUGCAUGAUGGGAAGGAUCGCAAGUUAAGAGAGAAGCCUUUACCCUGCACAUGUGACAUAUCUCACACAAGGACUAUGCUGCUCGAUGAUGCGUACAGUAAGUCUGAUGUCAAUGGCCUGGCAGGAUAUACCCAAGGUCCCGUCUCCUCUGGGGAUAAACAGGAACACAUGGUGGUGUGCCUGUCUUUGGCAAAUGAGGCCACAGCAGCCAAAAAGAAGACCCUCAGAGGCUUCCGUAUCAUCCAAAACACUCACGCCAUUGAUGCCUACUCUCGCAUGAUCUUCCCAGGGGCCUUUAUAUUCUUCAACCUCAUCUACUGGUCUGUGUUCUGCUGAGUUGCCUUGCAAAGGGAUUGUUGUUGUAGCAUAUUAUACUGCUUGUAUAUUAACGAAAGUAAAAGAAAAUAGUUUUUUGCCAUUGAUUGAAAGUAAAGAGACAACAAGAUAUGAUGCAGGCCGGAUUCGAAUCCAGCACAAGUGUCCUGUCAUUGAUCUUGAGGACAUGUACAAGCAGAUUUCAGAUGUAGGGUACAACAGGGCUAAAGAUGCACUGGGGUUAAAGGAGAUUGCAGAGUCGCAGCACCAUACAGUCUCAGCCCGACGAUUGCCGAAUCCGCCCCAUCGCUAACCCUAUAAUCUCCACACUAGCUUCCGGUCUGAGACGGCUGGCUCUCUUCUAAACCACUAGAUGGUACAACAACUCACCGCUGCACUUUCCUACACACCCACAGCAUGCUUG
Molecule: messenger RNA, 1730 nt
Organism: Rhinichthys klamathensis goyatoka
Lineage: Eukaryota; Metazoa; Chordata; Actinopteri; Cypriniformes; Leuciscidae
Gene: gabrr2b
Product: gamma-aminobutyric acid type A receptor subunit rho2b
Exons: 9
Coding region: 143-1327 (394 amino acids)
Biological process (GO): chemical synaptic transmission; signal transduction; regulation of membrane potential
Cellular component (GO): membrane; neuron projection; GABA-A receptor complex
Molecular function (GO): extracellular ligand-gated monoatomic ion channel activity; neurotransmitter receptor activity; GABA-A receptor activity
Source: RefSeq, a predicted model, not a curated record